AUCGACAGAACAGCGCGACACGGAUACGUCACUGAGUUUCAAAAAGUGUUUAAUAACAUUCGUGAUAAGGAGGUAUAGUUAGGUUUUGCCUUUGCCAGUUCUUGACGUUUGCUGAGUCACCUGUUGUAAUGUCUUGAUUAAGAAGCGUAGUUAGACACUGAAACAAGAGUAAAUCAUAGCUGUCACUGUCAGUGAAAAAGAGUUUGUAGCUUUAAAGGUAUGAGGUCCCAAAAAGAUUCACGUAAAACCAUAAUUUCUAUCGAAAUAACACUUGCCGUUAAAAGCACCUGCUUUAGUAUCUGUCUCACGAAGCGUUAAAAUGCCAGAAAAAUUAUUGUUUUGUGAUAAGCAAUAUUUCUGCUGAUAUGCCGGUAUCAGUGCAGCUCCCAUCUAAAUUUCCAAGAUCUACCUUUGUAAGGAAUACUUUAACUUUAUUACGGAUGUUUUCGCUGUGAUUUUAUGGUGCUGUCUAUUCAGUUGGUAUAUGUAUUUUAUGACCUAAGAGAUUAAUUUCUUAAGUGUAGUGCCUAGGCAGUAAUUCAGAAAGGUUUGACACCUGAACAUGGAGAUUUCAAAAACCGUGUUUAACCGCCAGACAACGAAGAAACUAAGUCAGUAUUAGAGACCUCAUGAAGUUUCGCAUUUAGAUUUCUCCUCCAUGCAGAUUGAUUGAUUUUUACUUGGCCCUAUUUGAUCACAUUUUGUGCAAUGUAUGUGCUUGUAAAUAGGACAAGUCAAUGUAAUCCAAUGUCUCAAGCCUACAUAUUACUGUACAAAAACUCAAACUGGCAAAUAGGAAAAUAUAAAUUCUACAAUUACCUUUCCCUCAGAAUGGGUGCCCUAGGAAGAUAUGGAUUCUUCAUUGUAAGCACACUGGGGCUAUUUAGUGCUAUAUUUUGGACAUACAUAUCACAAGUACCACCACUUCCGGAAAUUAAACCUCAAUGGUGGGGUCCAGGCCAGCCUCGGGCAGUCGACAGAUCGAUAAGACCAUUCAAGAUAAACGUAUCAGAUGAGGUUUUGGAUGAUUUACAAGACAGACUUGAAUUAUUAACAACUCUUACUCCACCACUUGAGGGCAUAGGAUUCCAGUAUGGGUUCAACACAAAAUAUUUACAGGAAGAAGUAGUAGAAUACUGGAAGACAAAAUAUAAUUGGAGAGAACAAGAAAGGUUUUUGAACAAAUUUCCACAAUUCAAGACUUGUGUGGAUGGCUUAGAUAUUCAUUUCAUUCAUGUUAAGCCAAUCAGUGUUCCUGAAGGAACUGAAGUGUUGCCAUUGCUGCUACUGCAUGGUUGGCCGGGAUCUGUGAGAGAAUUUUAUGAGAUUAUACCUCACCUAGUGAAGCCACAAGCAGGUUACAACUUUGUUUUCGAAGUUAUAGUGCCCUCAUUGCCUGGGUAUGGUUUCUCUGAUGGUGCUGCAAAGCCAGGCCUUGGAGCUGCUCAAAUUGCAGUAAUUAUGAAGAACCUUAUGGAAAGAAUUGGGAUGCAAAAAUUUAUUGUACAAGGUGGAGACUGGGGAGCUGUGAUAGCAUCUAAUAUGGCCACCCUUUUUCCAGAGAAUGUAAAGGGGCUUCAUUCAAAUGCCUGUUUUGUACAGAGCUUGAAAAGCACAAUAAAGCUGUUUUUGGGGAGUCUUUGGCCAACAUUUGUGGUUGAAAAGGAUUAUGUUGACAAAGUUUAUCCUCUGUGGGAACAUUUUCAGUUUUUGCUUGAGGAAUCUGGUUACUUGCAUCUCCAAGCCACAAAACCAGACACAAUUGGAGUUGCUCUGAGGGAUUCUCCAGCUGGUUUAGCAGCAUAUAUAUUGGAAAAGUUUUCAACAUGGACUAACCCAGCAUGGAAAUCGUCGUCAGAUGGCGGUCUCACCAAGAAGUUCUCUCUUACAAAAUUACUGGAUAACAUAAUGAUUUAUUGGGUAACAGGAUCAAUCACAACCUCAGCAAGAUUAUAUAGUGAAACUUUCACCAAAGCUCAAAUGGCAUUAGAAUUAGACAGCAUACCAACAGCUGUCCCCAGUGGAUGCACAAAUGCUCCCAAUGAACUUAUGUAUUUGUCUGAAUCACUACUUCGUGACAAGUACGUCAACUUGAUCCAUUUUUCUCACAUGAAAGCUGGAGGACAUUUUCUCGCUUUUGAGGAGCCACAAUUAUUAGCUGAUGAUAUAUGGCAAUUUGUAAAGAAACUGAGAAAUAUUGCAAAAUGAUGAACACGAGAGUCAAAAGCGAUGGAAGAUGAUUUGUUAUACUCCCAUAAAAUUAAUGAAAACUCCUCUGUUUGAAUGGGGAAGUUAGCCUGAUAACAUUUGUCAUCAUGCCAUGUAUUAAAAAAAUGUUUCUGGUAAUUAUAGUAUUCUCUCAAAGUAAAUAAUGGAGAGCAUGGUGUACAUUUGAAGAACUUCGAAGGGAAUGAUGAAAAAUAGCAAUUUAUCUCUCACUGCCUGGGCAUCACAAGUCACAUGGCUACCAAUGAAGUUUAAAAUCUUUGCUGACGACUUGAAAACACGGCAAAGCAAGAGGGUAAAUAGGAUGAUAACACUCGCAUUCAGUAUUUCUCCUUCCAUGAUGCCAAACAACACACACUUGAAGUGGCACAAAAAAUUAUUUAAAUCAUAAAUGUAGUGAACAAUUUAUUGAUGUGAAAGAGGCUUUGAAUACUUCACAUUGAGGCUCCAUGAACAUAAAUUUCAGCAAAUAGUAUUUCUCCUUAUGACAAUGGAGAUGGUAUGAGUGUACUUCCAGAAAACACUUCAUGUGUUGUGUAUCAUGGUAUUUAAUACCCAUCACACUGAAGGCUUUCCAUUUCGUGUAUUAUUGUUUUAUUUUUAAUAAAACUUAAAAUGAA
Messenger RNA from Schistocerca gregaria, 2846 nucleotides. Its product is annotated as juvenile hormone epoxide hydrolase 1-like. The coding region runs from base 709 to 2208 and encodes 499 amino acids. Lineage: Eukaryota; Metazoa; Arthropoda; Insecta; Orthoptera; Acrididae. Gene Ontology annotation, molecular function: epoxide hydrolase activity. The record is from RefSeq and is a predicted model, not a curated record. The transcript has 7 exons. Gene Ontology annotation, biological process: epoxide metabolic process.